Clavispora lusitaniae ATCC 42720 is the source of this 1077-nucleotide messenger RNA. It is a transcript of the gene AGE3, whose product is annotated as Age3p. Lineage: Eukaryota; Fungi; Ascomycota; Pichiomycetes; Serinales; Metschnikowiaceae. Gene Ontology annotation, cellular component: Golgi membrane. Gene Ontology annotation, biological process: regulation of ARF protein signal transduction; regulation of endocytosis. Gene Ontology annotation, molecular function: GTPase activator activity. The record is from RefSeq and is a predicted model, not a curated record.
AUGUCAAUUGAUCCUGAAACACGCCGUAAGCUUUUGCUUUUGCAAAAGUCGGAAGGAAACAAGAGAUGUUUCGACUGUGACGCUUUCAAUCCUCAGUGGGCAUCACCCAAAUUUGGCAUCUUUAUCUGCCUUGAAUGUGCUGGUGUACAUCGUGGUUUGGGUGUUCAUAUUUCGUUUGUUCGUUCUAUAACUAUGGACCAGUUCAAACCAGAGGAAGUAUUGAGAAUGGAAAAAGGAGGUAAUGACAAGUGCAAAGCUUACUUUGUGGAACACAAUGUGGAUCUUUCGUUACCUAUCAGAGCUAAGUUCGACAACUAUGUGGCUGAAGACUAUAAAGAAUACUUGCUGUGUGUCAUAGAAGGACGGGACUUCGUACCAAAGGAUCAUUCGAAUGAAACUUUGCCAACUGGCCAAGAGACUAUCGCACAAGCAAACGGUGUACCCGUCAUUGACAAAAGCAGAAACGAAGACUACUUUGCUCGUCUUGGAUCCGCAAACGAACAAAGAUCGGAUUCCCUCCCUCCAUCUCAAGGAGGAAAAUACUCAGGGUUUGGAAACACACCGGCACCUGCUGCGUCCAGUAGAUCAGGUGGUGCGUUUUCUGCCUUUUCUUUCAAUAGUCUCCAAGAAGAUCCCGUUGGUACUCUUACGAAGGGAUGGGGAUUGUUUUCCUCAACUGUGGCCAAAUCCGUGAGUGAAGUGAAUGAAACAGUGAUAAAACCCGGGUUCAGUCAUUUGCAAGAAACCGAUAUUGGAAGCGAGGCUAAGAGAGCCAUGGCUCAAUUCGGCCAGAAGAUGCAAGAAACUGGCAAGUAUGGGCAGGAAACGUUCCAAACCUUUACAAAAGAGGUUCAGGAAAAAGGUUUGAACGGUACUGUGGAUAACUUUUUCCAAGGUUUUGGCCAACGCAAGAAGGAGGUCCAGCCCGCUUUUGGUGUUCAGAGACCAGAGCAAAAGUCGUCAUUGUCGUCAUUUGAAAACCCGGUUUCUAAGCCUGGAUUCUCAAGCAAGGAAACCAAGGAGUUCGGCAAGCUGACGCAAGAAGACGAGGAGGAGGAUGCUUGGGAUGACUUUUAG